Symbiodinium natans is the source of this 462-nucleotide messenger RNA. Lineage: Eukaryota; Dinophyceae; Suessiales; Symbiodiniaceae. The record is from the annotation of a GenBank genome assembly.
AUGUGCUCCUUCUGGGAUGGCCAAGUUGAGCCCGCGGACGUUCGCCGGUUCUGCAACGGCCGCCUCCUGCGGCAGAUGGGGGAGGCAGCCCAGGAGAUGGCUGGCGAGCCCCUGAUCUCAGGUCCCGCAGAGGAUGCCAUCGAGGCACAGAGUGCCGCUGCCGGUCCCAAUGGACUGGAGGCCUUCCUGGACCACUGGAACGCUGGCGUCUACAGCUGCGCGAGGUGCCACAAGCAGCUGUACCCGUCUUCUUCAAAGUGGCGUGGCCCUUGCGCUUGGCCUUCGUUCCGAGCCCCCGUCGCAGCGGCCUUACGCACGCGACCCGUGGUCGGAUAUGGAGGUUACAAAUGUGCCGUUGCAGAGCUGUACUGCAAGGGCUGCAAUUUGUUCAUAGGUCACUGCUUCCAAGAUGCCUUCGAACUGGGUGACAAGGGCCCGGAGAGCACUGGUUGGCGCCACUGA